UAAUACGCCUGUAGAUAUUUUUUAAGCGCACGUUGUGUAUUCUGGUAUUAUCAAGUCUAUCCUGACUUUUCGUUGCUGGACGUGAAAGUAUACACGAAGUUAUGUUGUAAAGUGCGAACUAAUUUUUCGUAUUGUUUUUUUAAUUUUUGUGAAAGAAAUAAUAUGGAUUGCGGAGUUAUUGGCGGAAUAGAAGGGGGUGGUUCUCGAUCAACCAUUGUCCUUCUAAAUUCGAGCGGCCAAGUAAUUGUAAAAUUAGAAAAAUCAGGAACGAGCUAUUUCCUUUUAGGAAUGGAGCAGUGCCGUAAGAAUAUCGUACAAAUGACAAAUGAUGCAAAAAGGGAAGCAGGAAUUCCAGAAGAUGUACCCCUAACCGCAUUAGGAUUAAGUUUGACCGGCUGUGAAGUAGACGAAUUAAACCAGGAAUUAGUUAGAGGUUUAUUGGAAAAUUAUCCAAACCUUAGCGAAAGGUACGCGGUGGGUAGUGAUACUGAGGGGCCAAUUGCUGCUACAUCGUCCAAAGGGGGAGUUGUUUGUAUAUCAGGAACUGGUUCAAACACUCUUUUAAUAAAUCCUGAUGGAUCUAAAAUACAAUGCGGGGGUUGGGGGCAUAUUUUGGGAGACGAAGGAAGUGCUUAUAGAAUAUCUUAUCGUGCCAUCAAAUUGUGCUUCGAUCACAUAGAUGGAUUCGAGCCAUGUCCAUAUUCGAUAGAUACCGUAUGGAGCAUGGUAAAAGAGCAUUUUAGGGUCGAGGAUAAUAGGGGCCUUUUGUAUCACUUUUACACUAAUUUCAGUAAAUCCUUCAUAGCGUCGUUGUGCAAAGAGUUAGCCGUUCACGCCCAAGAAGGAGACGAACUUUGUAAAUUUAUUUUUCGAGAGGCCGGCGAACAUUUAGCAAAAGCAAUUGCCUCGGUUUAUAAUAAAGCUUCCCCAAUAUUGUGCGAAACAGAGGGCGGUCUUCAUAUUUUGUGCGUAGGAUCGGUGUGGCAUAGUUGGAGUUUACUGAAACCCGGGUUUGAAGCGUGGAUUGAUAAGAAAACUACCAUUCAAGAAUUAUCCUUGUUGAAACUGACCAUUGAUGUAGCCGUUGGCGCCGCGUACAUGGCAAUUGAUAGGCUGCAUUUAGAUAUUCCAAAAAGUUAUUCCAAAAAUUAUGUAAUUUUUUAUGGUUAUAAACGGGGCCACAAAGAAAAUGAAUUAUUAUAUUCCACGUAACAGUAAAGCAUUUAUUUAUAUUUUUUGGAUGUUUUUGCACUUCCUUAAAUAUUAUAAAUCAAUGGAGGUCAUAUUUAAAGAUUUUUGAAACAUGUCGAACAUGAAAUAGAAAAAUUUUAUGCACAAAAAGAAAUUUGUACCUACAUGUAUUUUAUUUUAUGAUUAUUGAU
Molecule: messenger RNA, 1382 nt
Organism: Agrilus planipennis (emerald ash borer)
Lineage: Eukaryota; Metazoa; Arthropoda; Insecta; Coleoptera; Buprestidae
Product: N-acetyl-D-glucosamine kinase
Exons: 4
Coding region: 163-1212 (349 amino acids)
Molecular function (GO): N-acetylglucosamine kinase activity
Source: RefSeq, a predicted model, not a curated record